AUGCCGCCCAAGGGCAACGUCUCGACCCGGCUCAACCCGCUACGUCUAAACACCAUCAACCAUCUGCGUGUUCGUCGGCCGAAUCAGAAUGAGCAGAACCCUUGUGUUACUGUCAUGUCCUCUAUCCUCAACUGCUGGGCUUCUCAGGGAUAUAACCAUGAGGGCUGUGCCGCCCUUGAGACUCAGUUGCGAAAGUGCAUGGACCAACCGAAAUCCACCGAGAAGAAGAAGAACACCGUCAACUACCACUUGAUGAGAAUGUACCCCAAGGUCGUCGGACCUCGGAAGAAGGACGGCGUGCUGGGCUAA
Molecule: messenger RNA, 309 nt
Organism: Penicillium taxi
Lineage: Eukaryota; Fungi; Ascomycota; Eurotiomycetes; Eurotiales; Aspergillaceae
Product: mitochondrial 37S ribosomal protein mS37
Exons: 3
Coding region: 1-309 (102 amino acids)
Biological process (GO): mitochondrial translation
Cellular component (GO): mitochondrial small ribosomal subunit
Molecular function (GO): structural constituent of ribosome
Source: RefSeq, a predicted model, not a curated record